Molecule: messenger RNA, 594 nt
Organism: Peronospora farinosa
Lineage: Eukaryota; Oomycota; Peronosporomycetes; Peronosporales; Peronosporaceae
Source: the annotation of a GenBank genome assembly
AUGGGGGGGCUCUUUGUUGCAAGCAUUAUUGAAACAGCUUUUGCCAGUAUACAGUGGAUGCCUCUUGCUUCAUACAUUGGGUUUGCAAUUGGUGGCACUAUUGCUGGAAUUGUCGUGCUUUGGCUCUAUAAUGCCAGUAUUUUUCUUGCUGGUGCCGUGGGUGGUAUCAUACUUGCCUCUACAUUAAACGUACUGGUGGGGGCCAAGAUUUAUCCAGGAAAUCCAGACGUGAUUCUCGUGAUUUUGGCUCUUGUAUUGGGGAUUUUGGGUGGUGUCUUGGCCCUGAAACUGGAAAAACCCGUCCUGAUUACAACGACGGCAAUAUUUGGAGCCGCUCUGUGUGUGUGGGGAGUCGGAUACUUUGCUGGCAAUUAUACAAACGGUGCCGGGUUGACCAAAUUUCGAGUCGAGACAAACAAGGGUGAGUGGGAAUACCGUAUUCCCACCGCACGAUGGGGAUAUUUGAUUGGAAUGCUGGUGCUCUUUAUACUUGGAAUGAGUGUCCAGAUUUCAAAGACAGCACGUGGGUAUGACCAUAGUGGACAGACAGAGAGCCAUAGCAUGACCAAGACAUCAGCUCAUGCAGCUGUCUAA